AUGGAAACGACGGGCUUCACGGAAAGUCAGAUGAUGGUAAGAGAAGCAGUCAGUUCCAUAUGUUCCCAAUUCCCAAACACAUACUGGCAAGAGCAUGAUCAGAAGGAGGAGGAUCCCGCAGAGUUCCACGCUGCCUUAGCUAAGGGGGGUUGGCUUGGCAUCGCGUUGCCAGAAGAAUUGGGUGGGUCUGGACUUGGUAUCGCCGAAGCAGUGAUGAUGAUGCAAACAAUCACCGAGUCAGGGGCCGGCAUGGCGGGUGCGCAGGCCAUCCAUGCGAACGUCUAUGCAACACAGCCCCUAGCUAAAUUCGGCACGAAAGAGCAGUUAGGAAGUUCAAUACCUAAUAUCAUCUCGGGAAGGUGGAGGACUUGUUUCGGCGUAACAGAACCAGAUACGGGCCUGGAUACACUGAAACUAAGAACCUUAGCCGAGAAACAGGCGGACGGUUCGUACCAGGUUACUGGCCAGAAGAUCUGGAUUACUUGCGCCCAGGUAGCCAAGAAGAUGAUCCUUCUAGCGCGCACGACAUCCUUGGAAGAAGUAAAGAAGCCAAGCGAAGGGCUGUCGCUAUUCUGCAUUGACUUAGAUAAGGAUGCUCCCGGGUUAGAUAUACGGAAAAUCAAGAAAAUGGGUGGGCGCGCGGUAGAUGCGAACGAAGUAUUCUUCGACAGUUACAGGAUCCCGGCGAAUGCUCUAAUCGGGCCAGAAAACCGAGGCUUUAAGAUAAUCUUACACGGGAUGAACGCCGAGCGCUGUCUGCUCGCGGGGGAGGCGCUCGGGCUGGGCUACGCCGCUCUGAAGAAGGCGGCGGAGUAUGCGCGCGAACGCGUCGUCUUCCAGCGACCUAUCGGCGCCAACCAGGGCAUCGCCCAUCCGUUAGCGGACUCGUACAUGCAUCUCGAGGCUGCAAAACUGGCUACCUACCACGCCGCACGACUUUAUGAUAGUAGCAAAAAUGACGAAUCAAUCAAGCAAGAUGCGAUAGGGGUAGCUGCUAACACUGCCAAGUAUCUAGCUGCUGAAGCAGCAUUUACCGCGUGCGAAAGGGCGGUCAUGACACACGGCGGAAUGGGAUAUGCAAUGGAGUACGAUGUUGAACGAUGGCUGAGAGAAUGCUUUGUGCCUCGUAUCGCGCCCGUGAGUCGAGAGAUGAUCAUGAAUUAUAUCAGCGAGAAAGUGUUGCAGCUGCCGAGGAGUUACUAG
Messenger RNA from Annulohypoxylon truncatum, 1203 nucleotides. Its product is annotated as acyl-CoA dehydrogenase NM domain-like protein. Gene Ontology annotation, molecular function: flavin adenine dinucleotide binding; acyl-CoA dehydrogenase activity. The coding region runs from base 1 to 1203 and encodes 400 amino acids. The transcript has a single exon. Lineage: Eukaryota; Fungi; Ascomycota; Sordariomycetes; Xylariales; Hypoxylaceae. The record is from RefSeq and is a predicted model, not a curated record.